Messenger RNA from Branchiostoma belcheri (Belcher's lancelet), 1035 nucleotides. Its product is annotated as low affinity immunoglobulin epsilon Fc receptor-like. The transcript has 5 exons. NCBI's taxonomy places the organism in Eukaryota, Metazoa, Chordata, Leptocardii, Amphioxiformes, Branchiostomatidae. The coding region runs from base 1 to 1035 and encodes 344 amino acids. The record is from RefSeq and is a predicted model, not a curated record.
AUGUACGAGCAGGCAGAGCCUGUCCGGUCGCCUUUCUCCGGCCCCGACAGCCGCAAAACCAGUGAGCCUCCCCAAGCCCGUCCCGUCCGGCAGAGUGGUUCACGCGGGCGUGUCCGCCAUGGCAACGGCUCUUCUGAAGACCAGGAAACGUCUUCACACAUGUAUGAAGAAGCCGAGGAGGUGAAACGUUACGCAACGUCUGCAGACGGCGCGUAUCCGGGUGGAGCGAGCGGCCGCCGGGGUGUCUGUAGCUUCCUCUAUGCCCGCCGCAGCAGUCUGGCCGCCGGCAUCGCCGUGCUACUGAGCCUGGGUGCCGUGGGACUCGCCCCUCUCACGUUCAGCAACAAACAGGAAAUCUCUCAAUUGUCGAAUACUGUUGAAGUCCUGAAACGCGAGCAAGACGGGAUGCGCCAAUUGUCCAGCACUGUUGACGGCUGGAAACGGGACCAAGACGACACGCGCCAACUGUCCACCACUGUUGACGGCUUGAAACGCGACCAAGACGACAUGUCCGCAACUGUUGACGGCUUGAAACGCGUCCAAGACGCCCUGAAACGUGACCUGGACAACGAGCGCAGCCGAACCGCCGCCCUGGAGCAGUGUCUUCACGAGAUUGAGAAGGCUUUACCACCUUGUCCCGAAGGUUACACUCUGCGGCGUGGAACCUGCUACAAGGCCUUCAACACACGCAAGUCCUUCAAUGCGGCGGCGGUGGCCUGUCUUGCAGACAGCGGCACCCUCGCCAUGCCCCGAGACGCCGAGACCAACGCCUUCCUGGUCUCCCUGUACAAGUCCUUAGGCGACGGUUGGAGCUUCUGGUUCGGCCUGCACGAUCAGCGCGAAGAGGGAAAGUUUGAGUGGGUGGACGAUUCUGCUCUUGGGACGUACAACUCCUGGGCUCCGGGAGAACCGAACAACUAUGGGGGCGGCCAAGAUUGCGUCCUCUACGCCGUAGUCCUGAGAGACAAGUGGAGUGACAACGACUGCCGCAUGCGGUUUCGCUUCAUAUGCCAGACUGCUCCAGGACGUCCCUAG